CGACGGUUUUGCACACCUCCAGGAGAUUCUGACGGGCUGGGCUGGCCCGGGUGACGAUAACGUUCCUUGCGAUGUGGAGCCUUAUUUACACUGGCGCUCUUGCACCCUCGCUCGGCUCUCCAGCACCGUACCCAUGGACGCUAGCACCACAACUGCCAAGACCGAUGCUGCCGAGCGCAAGACGGUCGUCGUCGUUGGCCUCGGAAUGGUAGGCAUCGCCUUCAUCGAGAAACUACUCGACCUCGACGAAGCCCACAAGUACAAGAUCGUCACCUGCGGCGAGGAAACGCACAUCGCAUACAAUCGGGUCGCCCUUACCGAGUACUUCCAGCACCGUUCGAUCGAGAAGUUGUAUCUGAACGGGCCCGAGUGGUAUGCGAAGCAGUCGCCGGAUCGUUUCGAGUUCCACGUUGGUGAGGCCGUGACCACGCUUGAUCACGCUUCCCAUACCGUCUCGACGAGCAUCGGUCGAACCAUCCGAUAUGACUACUGCGUCCUUGCGACGGGCUCGGAGGCGACGAUCCCGAGCUACUGCAAGCCCGACAUGCAGGGCGUGUUUGUAUACCGCAACAUCGCCGAUUUGGAAAAGAUUAUGGCAUACGCCGACCGGGACAACGUACGCGGUGGAAAGGCCGUGGUGGUCGGCGGUGGUUUGCUCGGUUUGGAGGCAGCCAAAGCCGUGUACGACCUGGAGACGAUCAAGGAUGUCUCAAUCGUCAACCGCCAAGCAUUCCCCCUCUCCCGCCAGCUUGACGCUGGGGGCGGCGAAAUCGUCCUCCGCCGCAUCGAAGCCAUGGGCGUCGACGUUCUCACCAACACCUCCGUCAAAUCCAUCAUCGCCUCGCCAGACGACCCGAACGUAUUCGCUGGCCUUGAGCUGAUGGACGGCAGAACUCUGGACGCGCAUCUCGUCAUCUUCGCCAUUGGCAUCACACCUCGUGACGAUCUCGCCAGGAAGUCAGGGCUCGCGUGCGAGGAACGCGGUGGUAUCACCGUGAAUGACUCCCUGGAGACCAGCGCGAAGGACGUGUACGCUAUCGGCGAGUGCGCGAGCUGGCAGCACAACACAUACGGCCUCAUCGCCCCCGGAAUCGAAAUGGCCGACAUCCUGUCUUUCAACCUUACGCAACUGGCAACUGCUGUCGGCGGCUUCAAACCCCGCCAGAUGAACAACCCCGAUCUGUCCACCAAGCUGAAGCUCAUGGGCGUCGACGUCGCUUCCUUCGGUGACUUCUUCCGCGAAAAACGCGAGUUCGAGAAGAAGCGCCGUCCCAGGAUUCCCUCGCCCAAAGCUGAGACUAUGACCCUGCCGUCAAAGGCAGAGACAGAGGAGAAACCGCCGGUAUGGAACGUGACCGAGGACCGGACCAAGACAGCCCCUGCACAAAAGCCGCUCAGCGACGCCUCUGCGCCGAAGAAGAGGCACGGGGCGGCAGCCGCCAUGGAGGGCCCGAUCGAGACGCUGACCUACCGCGACCCAUUCGCGGGUGUGUACAAGAAAUACAUUUUCACCGCGGACGGAAAAUACGUCCUGGGUGGUAUGAUGGUGGACGACACGUCGGAUUAUGUCAAGCUAGUCGCGCUCGUCAAGAAGAAGAAGGCGCUCGAGAUCCCUCCUGGCCAGUUCAUCGGCGGAGGGGCGAAAUCGGACGAAAGCGGUGCCGAUCUCGACGACGACACGCAAAUCUGCAGUUGUCAUAACGUGUCGAAAGGCCAAGUGGCGCAAUGCGUGCGAGACGGGUGCGAUAAUAUCGGAGAUCUGAAGGCCAAGACGAAGGCCGGUACCGGGUGCGGCGGUUGCAUGCCGCUCGUGACGAACAUCUUCAAGGCCGAGAUGGAGAAGGCCGGCCACGCCGUUAACAACAAUAUCUGCCCGCACUUCGCCAUGUCGCGGGCCGAACUUUUCAACGUCGUACAGAUCAAGAAGCUCAAGACCUUCACCGCCAUCAUGGAGGACUGCGGUGUCAACAUGGACGCGUUGGGAUGCGAAACGUGCAAGCCGGUCAUCGGCAGUAUCCUGUCCUCGCUAUGGAACGAACACGUCAUGAACCCGGCGCACCAUCAGAAUCAGGACACGAACGAUAGAUUCAUGGCCAACAUACAGCGGAACGGCACUUUCUCUGUCAUCCCUCGUGUUGCAGCUGGGGAGAUCACCCCGGACAAGCUGAUCGUACUCGGCCAAGUGGCGAAGAAGUAUGGAUUGUACACGAAGAUAACUGGAGGUCAACGGGUGGACCUGUUUGGCGCUCAGAAGGCAGAUCUCCCUGACAUAUGGGAAGAGCUCGUGAACGCCGGCUUUGAGAGCGGGCACGCUUAUGGCAAAUCGCUGAGGACUGUCAAAUCUUGCGUAGGCACCAGUUGGUGUCGUUACGGCGUUGGUGACUCUGUCGGCAUGGCCAUACAUCUCGAAGAUCGUUACAAGGGCAUCCGCUCUCCUCACAAGCUCAAGGGAGGAGUGAGCGGCUGCGUUCGAGAGUGUGCUGAGGCCCAGAACAAGGACUUCGGACUCAUCGCGACAGACAAAGGCUGGAACCUCUUCCUUUGCGGAAACGGUGGCGCAGUUCCCAAACAUGCCCAACUCUUUGCGCAGGACGUUCCGCCGUCCAGAGUGGUUCGGAUCAUCGACCGCUUCAUCAUCUACUACAUCAGGACCGCGGACAAGCUUAUGCGAACAGCGAGAUGGAUCGAGCAGAUGGAAGGCGGCCUCGAUCGCCUGAAGAAGAUCAUCAUCGACGACGAACUCGGCAUCUGUGCCGAUCUCGACCGUGAGAUGGACGAGCUCGUCGGCACGUACUAUGACGAGUGGAAGGCAGUCGUCCAGGACCCGGUCAGGCGGAAGCAGUUCCGUCAGUUUGUCAACACGGACGAACGAAAGCCGCAGAUUGAGGAGAUCAUCGAGCGGGGCCAACCUCGACCGGCGAACUGGGCGAAGGUGUUCCCUCCGGUCAAACUCACAGAGUCGGACAUCCGGACGCCGAAAGAGCAGUGGACAUGGCGGCCGUUGGCCAAGGUUUCCGACCUGAUGCCGACCGAUGCGGGGACUACUUCUGCUGCUGUCAAGUAUGGCGAUACCCAGAUUGCUAUCUAUUGCGUUCCGAAGAGGGGAUUCUUCGCGACGCAGCAGAUGUGCCCUCACAAGCGAGCGUUCGUCCUGGAUCACGGUAUCAUCGGCGAUGAUCCGAAGACUGGUACAGCAUAUGUAUCCUGUCCAUUACACAAACGCAACUUUGCACUGAAAUCAGGGGCAUGCCUCAACGACGAUGAGUAUAGCAUCCUUAGCUUCGACGUCAAAGUCGAGGGCGAUGGAGAUACGGCGGUGUUAUCCCUUCUGCUCCCGGAGCCAGAGGAGCUCGACGCUGUGAUUGGGUCAAACAAAUGGAUGGUGCGGCAAGCGACGGCGGAGCUCCUCGACCGAGGUGCUGGGGAAGGCAACGGCAUCCAGAUAGUGGGUCCCGAGGACAUGGGCGAACAUGGGUCGUCAAGCAACGUCUCGUUAUGCGCCAACACCCAACUAGAGUGGUAAUCGUGGUUUAAAUGUGUUCGUGUAUGUGGUAGUAUCACAUUGUAGCAACGUAUCUAGCAAUGACAGCGACGGGGUAUCUUUUGGAAUACACGCAGUUAUAUUUUACAAACUAGCUAAACGACAUCCGUGAAGUAGUCCGCCAAGCUCUCUCUGACCUCUCGCAGCUUCUGGCUGGUUGCGAGCAGAGCAUUCUCGCGGCAGUGAGGCAGGCCAUCUAGCAUGCCCUGGCUCGGGAUCUCCUUCUCCACCAAGGCCUUGAUGAAGGUCUCAGCGAGGACCAGCUUGCCGAGAACAUCGCCGCGUUGGUGGGUAACGAUCUGUGGGCCGAGCUCGAGAACACCACGCCAGAGCGUCGCCCAUGCCUUGGCGCACUUUGGCUGGCUCAAGCACCGCGGUGAAUGAGCGAAUUGAGGGGGGUUGUUCGGCAGCUCGUCAUAGAGCUUGCCGAGCGCGUAGUGCCCGGACAGUAGUCGGAUGCGCUGCGCGCGGGAGAGGUGCGGAUCCGCGUCCCAGUGCUCCCGACCCUUAAGGAGCAUGGCGUGGUAGGCUAUACCGAGCAGAGGGCGAAGAGCGAGGCGCUCUGCGAGGGUUAGGGCGAGAGCGACGUCCCGGCCGUCGGCAACGUGCCGUCUCCAGCGGGCAGUCGUCGCUUCGAGGAGGGAAGAGUGAUUGCAUAACGCUGCGAGUUCCGUAAUAUCCCCCAAUGACGGCGUCUGCGUCGAGCCGUUCAAGGAAGGGGAGGAUGGCACGGCGUCGAACGCGCCGGGGCGGGAGUAGUAGGUGUGAAGCGCGUCGAGAGCCCAGGUGGCAAGAGUUCUGAAUUGGUACUUGUGCGUGAUGCGCGCGAGAGCGAAGAGACGUGGAACAGGCGCAUCGGGAGAGAGGGCGAUCAUGAGCUCGGGCGGGAGGGCAUAGAGCGCCCAGAGGAGGGCACGGAACUCGUCGGCGGUGUCGCCUUGGAGGCGGAUCGGAUUGUCGUCGGCCUCGCCCUCGACCGGCGUCGGCAUAGUUGACUUCAGGUUCGCGCCCGGCGUACUGGGCUCUGGCGCGUCGGGAGCAAGGAGGGAGAACAUGCCCUCGAAGGCGGAGUGGUCGCAUGCCAGGGUAGAACGAUGGACGCGGAAGAGGGUGUUGCCAACGAGGAUGACCGUGUUGCCGUCGGGAAAGUAGUACGCGUUGUCGCGCGUCGGGAUCGAGAGCUGCAACAUCGAGUCGCGCAGGAAGGCGUGCGUCGUCGCCAUGUCCGACGAGCUACCCGCCGUCUCCGCCAUCGCGAUC
Molecule: messenger RNA, 4801 nt
Organism: Punctularia strigosozonata HHB-11173 SS5
Lineage: Eukaryota; Fungi; Basidiomycota; Agaricomycetes; Corticiales; Punctulariaceae
Product: nitrite reductase
Exons: 21
Coding region: 134-3523 (1129 amino acids)
Molecular function (GO): 2 iron, 2 sulfur cluster binding; nitrite reductase [NAD(P)H] activity; heme binding
Source: RefSeq, a predicted model, not a curated record